UAUUGCGUUAGGAAGCUUCAUGGGCUACCAUAAAUAUGGCUUUGGGGGGUCUUUUAAGCGUGUGAAGUUGGCUUGAGAAGAGUGGGUAUUGAGUUACAGUAUCUCUACAGCAACCAAAUACUGCGCGGAGGAAAUGGAUGUCCCAGUGAUCAACCUUGGAGAGAUCGAUGGAGAAAAGAAAAGCAAAACAAUGUCACUUCUCCAUGAGGCAUGCGAGAAGUGGGGGUUCUUUUGGCUCGAGAACCAUGGGAUUGAUGAGAGUCUGAUGGACAAGGUCAAGGGACUGGUGAACCAGCACUAUGAGGAGAGCAUGAAGGUGAGCUUCUACAGCUCAGAUCUGGCAAAAGAAUUGGGAUGCCAUAUCAAAGCCUCUGAAGUUGACUGGGAGAGCAGCUUCUUCUAUCGCCAUCAGCCGGACUCGAACAUCGACGACAUUCCUGAACUACUUCGCGAAGCAAUGCAGGAAUAUGUUGAACAAUCGAUCAAGUUGGCCGAAAAACUUGCAGCACUUCUAAGUGAGAACCUUGGAUUGGAAAAAGAUUACUUGAAGAAGGCAUUCUCGGAGCCUUUUGUUGGGACAAAGGUGGCAAAGUAUCCAACAUGCCCUCAUCCAGAGCUGGUAAUGGGCCUUCGACGCCAUACUGAUGCUGGUGGAAUCAUCCUAUUGCUUCAGGAUGACGAGGUCCCUGGUCUUGAGUUCUUGAAGGAUGGGGAGUGGGCACCAAUACCUCCAACAAAAGGUUAUAGAAUCUUUGCGAACCUGGGUGAUCAAGUGGAAGUGGUGAGCAAUGGGAUUUACAAGAGUGUUCAGCAUCACAUCCAUGCUAACAAAAAUGGGAGCCGAUUAUCUAUUGUUACAUUCUAUAAUCCGGGGCCUAAUGCUAUCAUUUGCCCAGCCCCAAAACUCGUUUAUCCAAGUUGCUACCGUUUCCAAGACUACCUCAAUUACUAUACCACCACCAAGUUUUCAGACAAGCUAGCUCGGUUCCAAACCAUAAAGGAAAUGCUUGCGCCAUCACAGUAGCAGGACUGCUUGCUUCUACUACUAAAUAAGAAAUGCUUCCUCCUGAAGUCUGUUGUGAUCCGUAACUGCUGAAGGAUAUCUGUAAAGCUUUGUGUGUUUAAUAUGUCAGUGUGCCAUAUGUAGUAUGGAUUCUGCUUUUGUUACAGUAUGUUGUUUUUGAGUUAACAAUCCAUGGACAGCAUCUUAUUUUA
Elaeis guineensis (African oil palm) is the source of this 1215-nucleotide messenger RNA. Its product is annotated as 1-aminocyclopropane-1-carboxylate oxidase 1. NCBI's taxonomy places the organism in Eukaryota, Viridiplantae, Streptophyta, Magnoliopsida, Arecales, Arecaceae. The record is from RefSeq and is a predicted model, not a curated record.